UAUAUGAAAUACAAUAGAGGCGGCGCGGUGGCCACGGUAUAUUAAAUUUGAAUAUUUUUUUGCCCCCGCCGCACCGCCAAGCCGCUUAGGUGGUAAACACCACACACUUCCUAACCUCCACGACGUGAAUCCAACCAAACGAAUUUAUUAGGAAUUUGUUGAAAUGGGAUUUAUUUAUUUCUCGAGCAAGAAGUAAAUGAAUAUAAUAUAAGAAUAAGAUUCAACACAGGCAAAAAAGAACGCAAGAAAAAAUAAGGAAAAUGGCUGAGAUGGAUCUAUUUACUUCAAGCACAGCAUUCUGUGCAAGAUGUGGGUCAAUAUUGCCAUUGCUACAAGAGUUUGGAUCUGUUAAGUGUUAUUCUUGCGAAGCCAUUUAUGAGGCAGAUAAUUUCAGCAAUUUGAAAUUCAAAUACACCAUACAUUUCAAUACAGUGUCCAUUGUAAGUCACAAGGAUCUGGUACAUAUGGACAAUCCUGAAGGGCCCGUGGUGGAGAGGAAGUGCCCUAAGUGCGGUAACGACAGGAUGUCGUAUGCCACACUCCAAUUGAGAUCAGCUGAUGAGGGACAAACAGUUUUCUACACAUGCAUAUCUUGCAAGUAUAAAGAGACAGAAAAUUCAUGAAGGAUCAACCAUAGCAUUUUAAAUGUAAAUACAUAUAUUUUUUCUAAAACAAAGUAAAUGAUUUUAUUUUUAUACAA
This is a messenger RNA of Plodia interpunctella (Indianmeal moth), 700 nucleotides long. RefSeq names its product RNA polymerase I subunit H (gene RpI12). Gene Ontology annotation, cellular component: RNA polymerase I complex. Gene Ontology annotation, molecular function: zinc ion binding; nucleic acid binding. Gene Ontology annotation, biological process: termination of RNA polymerase I transcription; DNA-templated transcription. The transcript is spliced from 5 exons. Lineage: Eukaryota; Metazoa; Arthropoda; Insecta; Lepidoptera; Pyralidae. The record is from RefSeq and is a predicted model, not a curated record. Bases 261 to 623 code for a protein of 120 amino acids.